Molecule: messenger RNA, 4504 nt
Organism: Pseudoliparis swirei
Lineage: Eukaryota; Metazoa; Chordata; Actinopteri; Perciformes; Liparidae
Gene: rffl
Product: ring finger and FYVE-like domain containing E3 ubiquitin protein ligase
Exons: 8
Coding region: 479-1486 (335 amino acids)
Biological process (GO): negative regulation of extrinsic apoptotic signaling pathway via death domain receptors; protein K48-linked ubiquitination; proteasome-mediated ubiquitin-dependent protein catabolic process
Cellular component (GO): cytoplasm; plasma membrane
Molecular function (GO): ubiquitin protein ligase activity
Source: RefSeq, a predicted model, not a curated record
CUUCACCUUCCGGGCUGGUCGACCCGGACCUGGUAGACACGGACCUGGGUACUGGACCUGGUAGACCUGGAUCUGGGUACUGGACCUGGGGCUAACUAGCUGGAGCUAACCAGCGGGACUAACUAGUCUUCCUUCUCGGGUUCUUUAAACUUCGCGACGUAGCCGGUGCUAGCUUGUAGCCUAUAGCUUGUAGCCUAUAGCUUGUAGCCUGUAGCUUGUAGCCUGUAGCCGUAGCAGGGCACCGGACUCCGGUCCCGUCCAGCAGGACUCCCCGGCCCCGGAGGACCAGAUCUGGAGGACUAGUGGAGGGUUCGGGCGGAGAGCUUCUGCCGGCGGAUCAAUCUCACUGUCACGUCCCGCGGGUGAAGUUCGGUUAUCGCGCAUCGAUCCGCUGGAUUAUUGAUCACAGCAGAGACUUCGUGGUGCACGAGCCCAGCAGGAGACCCGGUCCCGAUCCCGGUGGGACCUGCUCCUCGCCAUGUUCGUGUCCUGCUGUAACUGGCUGUGUCUGGACUCGGGGGCCCCCGGGGGCCCGCCUGCAGCCCAGAGGGACCACCAGGCCUACACCAACUCCGGCUUCAGCAGCCAGCCGGCCCCUCCUGAGCUCACCUGCACGGCCUGCAGGGGGCGCCUCGACACCCCGGCCAAGAAGCAUGUGUGUGAAGACUGUCAGAAGGACUACUGCAGCCGUUGCUCCGCCCAGCUGGAGCCCCGCCCCCGCCUCUGCCACACCUGUCAGCGUUUCUACGGAAACCUGCUGGAGCGGGCAGAGCUGAUGAAGCUGAAGGUGAAGGAGCUGCGGGACUACCUGCACCUGCACCAGGUGUCCACCCACCUGUGCAGAGAGAAGGAGGAGCUGGUGGAGCUGGUCCUCGGCCAGCAGUCCUCGCCAUCGGACGAGUCCGCCCCCGAGACCCCGAUCCCCUCCUCGGUGACCUCUGACCCCCCUGACCUCGCACCUCGCAUCUCCAGCGUGACUCCCGACUCCCCAGAGCCCCCGGCCGCGCAGCCCGAAGCCCCGCCCACAGAGCCCGGCCCCCCCGAGCCCGACGCUCAGGACGAAGACCAGAACUGGGACCCGGAGGAGGCCCCGCCCUCGGGGCGCCGGGCCUCGCUGACGGACCUGAGCCGCCUGGAGGACGUGGAGGCGCUCAGCGUGCGGCAGCUCAAGGAAAUCCUGGCCAGGAACUUCGUGAACUACAAAGGCUGCUGUGAGAAGUGGGAGCUGAUGGAGAGGGUGAGGCGGCUGUACCAGGACCAGCAGAACCUACGGGCCGCCAGCCUGGGGACCUGCUCAGAGUCCGGCGUUGGGGGGUCUGCAGGUCAGGAGGAGAACCUGUGUAAGAUCUGCAUGGACUGCCCCAUCGACUGCGUGCUGCUGGAGUGUGGUCACAUGAUCACCUGCACCAAGUGCGGCAAGAGGAUGAGCGAGUGCCCCGUGUGCCGGCAGUACGUGGUCCGGGCCGUCCACGUGUUCCGGUCCUGAGCCCAGGAUCACCAUCAAAGGAAUGAACUCUAUUUAGCUAACUCUAUUUUUCUAGAAGGGACAAGUGGCCUUACGUGAGCGCUGAAUGUCGACUGACUCAUGAACUUUGACCUUUUUAAACUCCUCUGUACCUCCUCUGAAGGGGGUUCUACCAAAGAGACGCCUCACCUGGACCGGGAGGAGGCCUGGAACCCCCUCAGAGCCCCUCAUAACCCCUCAGAACCCCUCAGACCCCCUCAGAACCCCUCAGAACCCCUCAGAGCCCUCAGAGCCCCUCAGAACCCCUCAGACCCCCUCAGAGCCCCUCAGAGCCCAUCAGAACCCCUCAGACCCCCUCAGAGCCCCUCAGAACCCCUCAGAGCCCCUCAGACCCCUCAGAACCCCUCAGAGCCCCUCAGACCCCCUCAGAGCCCCUCAGAACCCCUCAGAGCCCCUCAGACCCCCUCAGAACCCCUCAGAACCCCUCAGAGCCCAUCAGAACCCGUCAGAACCCGUCAGAGACCCUCAGAACCCGUCAGAGCCCCUCAGACCCCCUCAGACCCCCUCAGAACCCGUCAGACCCCCUCAGAGCCCCUCAGAACCCGUCAGACCCCCUCAGAGCCCCUCAGACCCCCUCAGAGCCCCUCAGAACCCAUCAGAGCCCCUCAGAACCCCUCAGAGCCCGUCAGACCCCCUCAGAGACCCUCAGAACCCGUCAGAGCCCCUCAGAACCCCUCAGAGCCCCUCAGAACCCGUCAGACCCCCUCAGAGCCCCUCAGAACCCGUCAGAGCCCCUCAGAACCCGUCAGACCCCCUCAGAGCCCCUCAGAACCCGUCAGACCCCCUCAGAGCCCCUCAGAACCCGUCAGAGCCCCUCAGAGCCCCUUAGCUUGCUUUACAGUCCGUGAGUUCACCACAGAGCUCCGGGAAGUGAAGAGGGAGCAGUUCGGCCUUCUGUCUGUUCUCCCUCUUCACCUUCACACCAGCAGCUGAUCAGACGUCAGCCCCUCCGUUGGCUGCCUUCAGGUGACCUCCCCAGCAGGAGGUCGCCCUCUGAGCCCGCCCCCAGCGCCACCUGAGCCCGCCCCCAGCGCCACCUGUCACUCAGACUGCAGGUGAGCAGAGAGAAGUGAUGGGUCUGAACGCUGCUGUUCCCCUUCAGAUCCUCCCUCUCCUGAACAACCGGCCGGGAAUACUUUAAAUGUAGUUGAGGAACAGUCACAACAAGUCAACAAGUCAACAAGUCAACAAAUCAACAAGUCACCAAGUCAACAAAUCAACAAGUCAACAAGUCAACAAAUCAACAAGUCAACAAAUCAACAAAUCAACAUGUCACCAAAUCAACAAGUCAACAAAUCACCAAGUCAACAAAUCAACAAGUAACCAAAUCAACAAGUCAACAAGUCACCAAGUCAACAAGUCACCAAAUCAACAAAUCAACAAGUCAACAAAUCACCAAGUCACCAAAUCAACAAGUCACCAAGUCAACAAGUCACCAAGUUACAACAGACAAAACACAGUUCAACAAAUGUGAAUGAUGAAAUAUUUUUAAAUGAUGUUUGUUUUACUUCAAAUAUACAUUCUUUCAAGGAAGUUACGACAAUUAUCUUAAAUGCUAUAGCUAACAAUUAGCUUUGAUGCUACAGCUAACAAUUAGCUUUGUUCUCGAUUGAGCUCUUUGACGUGAAAUGAACAAACGUCCUCAUCUACGACCCGACCUGAAGCUCGUGGAGCCUUCCCGGUUCUUUGACCGUUUAAAGAAUCGGCCCGCUGGGACCAAACGCUCGGCUGGAAACCACCGCCGACGAACUCAGGAACCAGACCCCGUGGAAUCAAGUGAUCUCUGUUCUAAAAGGAACUACGACCACGGACAUGUCGAGUUUACAGAUUUAAAUCCAGUCUCAUACACAUUCCAACACACACCAUAUUAUAGUCAGCUGUUUGUUGGCACUAAUGCCCCCAUCUGGCAGAUUAACUGCCACCAGGGGGCAGCAGACGCAUACACACAGUUGUACUUUGUGCUACGCUAAGCUAGCAGUUUCCCACUGCUUCCAGUCUUUGUGCUAAGCUAAGCAUGGACCCAUUUGUUCUUUCUAUUUUCUGGGAAUUUGAGGAUUUUGGGGGAUUUUAUAUUCUGUAGUUAGAAACAUACUGUUUUGUUUACAGUGUUUUUAGACUGGGCUUUGUGACUACAUUAAGGGCAAUAAAGAAGCUUGGAAGAGCUUUGAAACAGCCCGACCUCUUUGAACGUCAGGGUUCUCUUACUAUUAAAGGUCCUGGGACGCGUCCCUGAGGGACUCCACUUGUUAGACGAGUUGUUUGCUACAUUUUAGAGUGUUCUUUCAUGUGUAAUAGAAACAACAGAGGUCCCAGGACGCGUCCCUGAGGAACGCCACGUGUCCUUAAAAGACGAGAGAGAACAGCCUUUACUAACCAGCAGACUGUCUUUAGCAGUCAAACUCUGAAUGCACUAACCCGUUGUUUUAACAAAGAAGAGGAACUGGUUCUCCAGGAACAAUGCGGGAAUUCAUUUUUAGUUUGUUGUUGUUCUUGUGAGAUUAUUAUGGUUUAUUUUUGUUGUGAAUAUUUUUGAUUUUCUUUGUUUUUCUGCAUUGAUGUUUUGUAUUUUCAGCCUUUCUGACUUGGGGAUUAAUCAUCUCCAAGUUACACUCGUGGAGCAGCUUCAAUACACGUGACGAGCGUUAUAAUCGCAGCACUGUGUGAGUUUGAUUGGACGAAACCCUUCAGGUAUCCGUAGCAUCGUUAGCUGACGUGCUAGCAUCCAGCAGCUCUGAAGUGUUGAGGCUAGUUCAACUAAAGCAGAUUAUACUCUUUUAAUUGUGUCAUUUAAAUAAUAGUUUGAGGAUCAAAGGGUUCUGGCUCGUGACCCAGUGGAGGGGUCCCGACCCACAGUUUGGGAACCACUGCCUUAGUCUCAGUGAGAAAGCUUCACUGGAAUCUGUUGAACAUGAAAUAUUGUAAUUUUGAAGAAUCUUUAGUUUUCUGAGUGGACUUUUCGAAUAAAAGCAGUCUCUUCCA